Molecule: messenger RNA, 3241 nt
Organism: Apis laboriosa (Himalayan honeybee)
Lineage: Eukaryota; Metazoa; Arthropoda; Insecta; Hymenoptera; Apidae
Product: sodium channel protein Nach-like
Exons: 10
Coding region: 1-1713 (570 amino acids)
Biological process (GO): sodium ion transmembrane transport
Cellular component (GO): membrane
Molecular function (GO): ligand-gated sodium channel activity
Source: RefSeq, a predicted model, not a curated record
AUGCAACGCUAUUACAAAGACAAACCGUCACGGCUCAAAAGAAAAAAAAGUAUUAAACACGCUUGGGCGUUAUCCGAGCAGAUCGCGAUGAGCAAAUCGCAUUUUGUACAGACUUUAAUAAAAUACUCCAAGCUGUACUGCAAGUACACGAAACUGGCAGGAUUCAGAUACUUCGUGGAGUCUAAAACAACGUGGUUCGACAGAACUCUGUGGUUCCUGAUGUACGCGGUCACGGUACCCGCCAUGGUUUACAUGGUUUACAACAGUUAUCUGGAAUUUAUGGAGAAUCCGUUGUUCACCAGCGUCGAAACCGAAUACUUCCCGACACACGAAUUGAAUUUCCCGGGGAUAGCAAUUUGCAGCGUGAACCGAAUAAGUCGUCAAUCGGCCACGAAAUUAGCGAACGAAAUCUCCGCGGCCAAUAUCACCGAUCUAUCGCUCGACGAGAUCUUGGAGGCGAUCUUCCAGCUGGGCGAUCUCUACGACUCCGAGUUCAUGAUGCAAAAUACCUAUCAAAUCGAUCAACUUCUCACGAUCUUCUACAACGGUUCUUACAGCAUCACCGAACUGAUGAAACGAUUAACGCCACAAUGUUCCUCCAUGCUGUCAAAGUGUCGGUUCCACGACGAGGAACGGAACUGUUCCGAGCUGUUCGAAUUCCGCAAGACGCAGGACGGUUUCUGUUGCACGUUCAAUUAUGCCACCAAAGGGGACGAUACGCAUUUCACGAAUAGUGAAAAUGGAACGGACCAUCGACUGGAGCCGAUCAAGGUUGAAAAUUUGACCGAGAGCGGUGGGCUGUCGGUGCUGUUGGAAUCAUCUCUUGACGAUUACUUCUACCCUAUUUUCCCCAGUGCCGAGUGGAAGGUGACGAUCUUCAAUCCCCACGAUUAUCCAGACAUGACUAGCGGAGGAGUAAUCGACUUUCUGGUCUCGCCAAGGAAACACCGGAGCGUGGAAUUAGAGGCAAUCGUGUUCUACAGUAUAAGGAGCAUUAUACCAUAUCCUCUUGAGAAACGAGACUGCGUGUUCCAGGAUGAAAUGACUUCCUUUCACAUGUUUUACACUUACAGCGACUGCAUCGUCGACUGCAAGAUAGAGGACAUAUGGAACAUUUGUAGAUGCGUACCCUUCUUCUUGCCCAAUCGAACUAAAUGGUUCUCGGUCAUACCGCACGAGAAUCUGUACAAUAUCGAAGACGUGAAGGAUAUUCUGAGUUGCGGUAAAUGCUAUCCCGAAUGCAACAGUGUAAAUUACAAUGCCAAGAUAUCUAUAGCCGAUUUGGAAUCGAAUCAACACGUCGCUGAAUUAUUAAAUAACGUGGACAUCAAGGAUCAAUCGGUGCUAACAAUAUACUUCAGAAAGUAUGGCACGAUCAGAUUGAGGCAAGACGUGAUUUAUCGUUGGUACGAACUCAUGGAUUCGAUUCUCGUGGGGCGAGAAAGUAAGUUCGAUCGACGUUUUACAGGUGACGCGAGCGGUAUUUGCGGCAUCUUCGUCGGUUUCAGCUUGAUUUCGAUCGUCGAGUUCGCUUAUUUCGUCGGCCUGUUCAUGCUCGAGCUUUUAAAGGGACCAACUUCGCCCGACGGGGACGGGAAACGGGCCGAGAGCAAACAGCCACCGAUACACACGAUUUAUUGGGGUGACUUGUAUUCGCGCACGAGAACUACGACAAAGAAUCAACGUGAUCGGGCUAUUCGUGGUAAAUAUUAGCACGUUACACGAUAUUCUCUCCCAAUUUCGUUUGAAUAAUGCCUCUUCGCGCCGUUCACUUCACGGUCAAAUUCUAUCCUAUCUAUCGAAUUUUCGUAAAAAAUGAUUUGUAGAUACAUCGUCUCUGUCAACGUUUUAGCAAUUCACGGAUGAAAAUCAAAUUUUUUGUGAAUUUUUCUUAUACAUUUUAUAUAUAUAUUGUGUCAUAUGUCACGCUUUGUACGUUUAUAGAUUUAUAGAUUUUAAGAUCGUAUAAUAUAUUAGAAAUUUUAAUAUCUUAAUAUUAGACUUGUAAAUUUUACUCUUCCUCGCAUGUCCUGUUAUAUUUAUUAUAGUAUAAUAGUUCUUCAUUGAUUUUCUAAAUUAUAGGAAUAUUUUUUUCAUGCCUUGAUCCUAAAUAAUUUAUUUAUAGAAUCCCUUUUUCGAUGUCCUUUUAUCGUUGGAACUUCUCUUGACGUGUCUUUCUUAUAAAACUAAGUUCCAUCACUGUUAGAAUUUAAAGAAUCCUUCUCGAAUGACAGGAUUGUUUCCUCGAAUGUGAAUAUUCUUCCGUGUUCAGCGAACUCUAAUAAGAAGAUAUCCCUAAAAGAAUAUUCUCUAGGAUAUAGGAUGGAAAAAAAUUUUUUCCCGUUACUCACGAAAUAUUAUUUUCUCGAUGAAAUAUUUUCCAACAAAAUUUCUCCGAUGAAAAUGAUAUCGAAUACGGUAAUUGGAUUGUAUUUACUCGUUUAAUAAACAAAGAAAAGAAAUUAUUAUUACCAAUUAAUAUCAUGCUUGGCCUCAGUUUAAUCAGAAAGAAGCCUCAAAAUCGAAAAAUAAUUUUACCCUUGUAUUAAUAUUAUCCCACAGAUAUUUGAUCUCGAAUCUAAUUAUAUUAAACUUUCAUAUUUUUCAACAGUGAGAAUUAAUAGGGAAUUCGUACAAAAGAAUAGAAAUGAAGAUACGUAUUCUUCUAGAAAAAUUAGCAAAUCUCCAGAUUUUUCCUUUCCACAAUUUAGCAAAAAAAGAAUUGAAAAAUCCACAUGAGAAUAAAUUGCAUAAACUACCUUUCUAACGAGUCUUCAGAUUCGUUUAAAGCGUUAAAGCUGAUCUCAUCAAGCGUGGCAUAUAAAGAAAGAAAUACCCAAUAAAUUAUAAAUUAUUUUUCGUCGUAUCAAUGACAAAUACUUCAUUAUUGUUUACACGAAGAAUUAUUGUUAAAUUUAAUCAAUGAAAUAAACUUAACAAUUAAUGAAUAUUGGAGAGAAGGAUGGGAAAUAAAUUUAAACAAAAUUAAUUGCUAUCGAUCGGAAUAAAUGUAUGGUGACGCUUGAUAAGGAGAAAAAGCAAAUCGAUAGAAUGUACGACGCGUAAGGAUAAAAUAUUGGUAUGAAUAUCACAUUUAUUCGAUGACUCCUAAUGUUUAAAUCAUAUUUAUCGGAUUAAUCGAAAAAUUGUUAAAUCAAACGGAACAAAAAAAGUGACGUUUUUAUGAACGCAACAUAUUAUCAUCGCAAUACUUGCCUAGGUAUUAUAUCAUUGAUAUAAU